GCGAUGCUUAGCUAUUAUAGUUGGACAAUGCUCAACUUUGAAUGUGAUUUUGUUGUAUGUGGUCAUUUUGACGAGAAUCAAUGGAAUGAGGAUAAAACGCCGGUUUUCCUUUACGCUACAUGCACAUGAAAUUGCACAUGAAAUUGCAAAUGUCGAUCAAAAACCGUCGAUCGCGCCAUUCAAUUUACACGCCAACUUGCUCGCACCUUCAGCCGUGUCCGCGGCGGGUUAAUCCUGAGAAAAAUGAUUCUUUUAGAUCACAAGAAUCGGUUUGUGCGCCGCAACGGAUCAUUUGCGAUAUGCCAACGAAAAUGAUAUGCGAUGCUGGUACAUGCGGCGGUUGUCGAUAUCUGGAGCGGGACGAGCAGGAUGAUCGGACGGCGAACCUCGCAGAGUUCCUGGCGAACUGUCAACACGCGAAAUGCAAGGUGGUUCGUCUGGUCCGUCAGCAAAUAAGUAAACUGCAGAAUAUGCAGCACGAGCGUUUACUGACUGCGAGCGACGAAGCGCGCGAGAAGGUGCAUAAUGAAAUGCCCACUGAAAUGCACGAAGCGCUCAACAAUGAAGUCCACGAAGUGUACGGUGAAGUACACGAGCCAUACGAUGAUCUGCACGAGGUGGAGAGCAAAGUAGAGCAGGCGUUCAACGAAUCGCGCGGCAAUGUGUACGAGGCGCAGAAAGCUGCUGCAGUUGCAAAACGAAUUGUCGAAGGGACGAGCGCAAACGCAGCGACCGCAUCCUUGCGUCGCACGGCGUCUCCUGGGAGAGCGGUGGACCGCAAGUGGAUGCUGCGGAUCCUGGAUCGCGUUCGUCAUCGAGCGCAUCUGAUACUGGCGGCCGCUGCGGUCGGCGUGAUAGUCUGGACCGCUCUGGUGUACGGUGUCUUCCUGGGCGCGACGGCCUGCGGAAGCGGACGCACCUGUUUCCGGUCGUCUCUUAAAUAUACGCACGCUAAACGCACAUUGUUUUAGCUGGUGCCAUCCAUUGACACCUCGUAAACGAGACCUCGUAAACGGUGAUUAAAGUUAACCGAGAUUCAACCUAUUUCACUUCAGCGUCUGCGAGAAGAGAUGGUUGAUUGCCAGCGCUAGGUUUAAUGAAGAUUUCUAAGAAUCGAUUUGUAGACGCGUCCUUUUUCUUUUGCGAAAUUGCACGGAGAAUGUUUACCUCGUAAAUCUAUCCAUCGAGGUAUUUUUAGCGAAU
Messenger RNA from Trachymyrmex cornetzi, 1203 nucleotides. RefSeq lists its product as uncharacterized. The coding region runs from base 120 to 971 and encodes 283 amino acids. The transcript has 3 exons. The record is from RefSeq and is a predicted model, not a curated record. NCBI's taxonomy places the organism in Eukaryota, Metazoa, Arthropoda, Insecta, Hymenoptera, Formicidae.